Messenger RNA from Saccostrea echinata, 1849 nucleotides. RefSeq lists its product as uncharacterized. The coding region runs from base 31 to 858 and encodes 275 amino acids. The transcript is spliced from 2 exons. Lineage: Eukaryota; Metazoa; Mollusca; Bivalvia; Ostreida; Ostreidae. The record is from RefSeq and is a predicted model, not a curated record.
GAUAGAUUAUACAAUGAUGUAAUUUCAAUAAUGAGAAAGCACAGCUUUGGGUUUACCAACCACCAAGUCAACAGUGUAGGUAACCACGUUGUUUCCACUUUAACCCAGACGUUUUGGUAUCUGGAUCCACAUCACGAGAAAUUUCAGAAAAGAGGUUUGCAACUGCCAAAGCUCUUCAAGGAUUUAUCUGGGUACCGUGAUUUGAAAGUCCAACAUAAAAAAAUUCCACAGGUUACUUCCAUUGACUUGAAAGAAAAUGCACAGAAUUUGUCAUCGCUUCUCACUAUUCCAUGGAUGAUGAAUCCCCAGUUUAAAGAGUUGUACACUUCAAUAGAAGAUUUAAUUUCACAUCUGAAGAAAUAUGAGGAAUAUUUAUGUGACUGCAAUAAGAAGAUGAAGGCAAACCACGAAAGUACAGUGCCCAUUAGAGAUUUGAAAGACAACUGGAUACUCAGAGUCAUUGAGUCUGUGGAAAAUGUGCCCGUAGAGUAUAAAGCUCUGGAUUUGUGCGUUAAAGAUCUGGCAGAAUAUCAACCGAUUGAUCUCAUUAGAUUUGAACCUAAUGAUAAGGAGGAAAGAAGAAAAUGGAUAAAACAUUUAUCUUUAUCAAGUUCUGUUGCAUUGUAUUCAUUCCAAUAUGGAAACUAUCUUGGAAACAUGAAUGUCUUGUGGAAACUUCCAGAGUCAACUUGCAGAGACACAGUGAAACAAGUUAAAGUUAUUGACAAAAUAAAAAGAAACAUACUGAAAUUUUCAACUAGAAAGAUGCAAAAAGACUUUAUAGAUCGAUAUAAAUCCUGUACCGGCUUACAGCCAGUAAUAUUAAGGAAUAUGGUACUCUUAUCUCACAGAGUUUGAAUAUCAGGCCAAUUCUGCAAAUGCUUCACAGAUUGAUGAACGCUUCAUGAAGUUUCUUUUGGAUAGUGAAGAUUGUGAAUUGAUCUUUGAUUUGCGAAAAAAUAAUUGCAGACCUGCAGAAGAGAAAUUCAAGCCAUUCUGGAAAGAGCUUGGGAAAUUUUUUGAUGAAAAAGCAGCUGUUCAUGAAAGACGUUCAAAUGAUAGACUUUACUUACCAUUUGCAAUUUCUGUUGAUGAGCUCAUAAGUCAAAUACUGGAUAGAUUGCCUGAGGGUUCAGAAGCUCCAUCUGUGUCUUGGAUAAAACUGAACUUUAGUCCAUCAAAUGUGUACAACACAACAGCUAAGAAUUACACUGGACAAUAUAAUGUAAGAUUUGCUGUGCAACAGAGAUUGGUUCGAGUGCAGCACCCCGACUCCCAUUAUUGUGCAGUCCUUUUUUCCAUGUUAAAAGAAUUUGCCUGUCGGAUGCGUGAUUUUUCAACAUUUCAAUGCAUGGAUGAUAAGGCCAUCAUACCUCUGGGGGAACCUGGUCAUCCAGUUUCAACUGGGGUACGUGCUCACCAUGGUGGACUUGCAGGUGGAUGCAUGAAAGUUGUAGCACUGGACCACGACUUUCAUGUUGGUGGGAUAAUUCCUUCUGUUUGCUUUGUAAAUGACAUACCAGAAAAUCCGAAGGACUCUUUUUACAAUGGACUUCUUAAUGUUACUGUCAAAGAUAAGGUUUUUCAAGCUUCCUCACCACUGCGACAUUCUACUGAAAACGUGUCAUUAAUGCGACAGUGCAACUCGGUUGAUGACGUGAACCUGCGAACUCCUGUGCUCAUUCGUUAUACUGACGGUGGACCAGACCACAGGACAACAUACAAAAGUGUUAAACUUUGUGCUCUUAUGGAGUUCAUUGCUCUGGACUUGGACAUGAUAGUGUGUGCACGAACAGCACCUUGUGGGAGUUAUGCUAAUCCAGCAGAAAGAAUAAUGAGUCUUCUUAAU